GAAAUGGAUUUCGAGUGCCUCUCGUCUCUCAUCACGCUGGAGCAUCUGAACCUGAGAUGCCUCAAGCCAGAGCUGGCUCACCCGGUGAGCGCACAAUCCCAGUGUCCACCGCCACCGACGCCGCCGGUCACGCCUGCCCUGGCUGGAGUUCAGCCAUCAUUUGUGUCGCGGUCCACGCCUGACAUCACACUGGCACAGAACAUGCCCUUGCUCCAACCGGUGGCACCAGAGCCUGCAGUGAGCGUGGUGCCGUUUCCAUUCAGCAUCAUGAAGCUGCUCUCCAAGUGCCAGCAGACCGAGAUCCUCUUCUCCACCUUCAUCCAAGAGCUGAGGCCUCUCGACGUUGAUGGUGGGAAAAAUCACCCCGUGGACUGUGAGGGGCGUCCGCGCCCUCAGCCCAACGACCUUCUGUACGAGCAGCUGUUGGGCAACCUCCAAGCGAUACAUGACCGUGAGGUGUCACUUGGCCCUGAGGAGCAGGCACUGCUGCCAAACGAGAUCCACAACCGGCCACGUGACCAGCAUGCCUAUCCCGUGCCAUUUGCUGUGCCCCCUGUGCAGGCGACUCCUGUUGCGUGAGUAGACUUUUUUUCUCUACAUAUAUGUGUCUUGUUAACCCUUUCCCUUCCACGAAA
Molecule: messenger RNA, 635 nt
Organism: Rhipicephalus sanguineus (brown dog tick)
Lineage: Eukaryota; Metazoa; Arthropoda; Arachnida; Ixodida; Ixodidae
Exons: 3
Coding region: 4-579 (191 amino acids)
Cellular component (GO): peroxisome
Source: RefSeq, a predicted model, not a curated record